This is a messenger RNA of Macaca mulatta (Rhesus monkey), 1122 nucleotides long. RefSeq names its product KH domain containing 3 like, subcortical maternal complex member (gene KHDC3L). NCBI's taxonomy places the organism in Eukaryota, Metazoa, Chordata, Mammalia, Primates, Cercopithecidae. Gene Ontology annotation, molecular function: RNA binding. Gene Ontology annotation, cellular component: protein-containing complex. The record is from RefSeq and is a predicted model, not a curated record.
UCCAGCUUGGCCUUUGGGUUUGCUGUGGUGGUCUUGUCUCCUGCAGGACCGGGCGCAGCAUGGACACUCCCAGGCGGUUUCCGACGCUCGUGCAACUGAUGCAGCCAAAAGCAAUGCCAGUCGAGGUGCUUGGUCACCUUCCUAAGCGGUUCUCCUGGUUCCACUCUGAGUUCCUGAAGAAUCCGAAGGUAGUUCGCCUUGAGGUUUGGCUGGUGGAAAAGAUCUUCGGCAGGGACCGAGAACGCAUCCCGCACGUCCAGGGUAUGUCCCAAAUCUUGAUUCAUGUGAAUCGGUUGGACCCUAACGGCGAGGCUGAGAUCUUGGUAUUUGGGAGGCCUUCUUACCAGGAGGACACAAUCAAGAUGAUCAUGAACUUGGCUGACUAUCACCGACAGCUCCAGGCGAAAGGCUCAGGAAAGGCCCUCGCCCAGGAUGUCGCCACUAAGAAGGCCGAGAUCCAGCUGUCUUCAACAGAAGUCCGGGAGGCCGGGACCCAGCGUUCGGUGGAGGUCCGGGAGGUCGGGACACAGGGUUCUCCGGUGGAGGUGCGGGAGACCGGGACCCAGCAGUCUCUCGAGGCUGCCAACCAGUCCGGGACCCAGCGAUCCCCCGAAGCUGCCAGCAAGGCAGUGACCCAGCGGUUUAGCGAGGAUACCCGGGCCCCAGUUACCAGAUUAUGAAGGCAUCUCGGGCCCUGGAGCCAGAGCCAGUCAGGGGUUAAAGUGAAAGCCCGUACUUCGCCCAGAAGCUGCGGUUGGGAGGAGGAUGAUGUGGAUUUUUUGUUUUACCCCUUCUGUUGAAUGGUUGCAAACACAAACUUGAGUUCUAAUAAAAAAUUGCAAACUAGAAGCCGCCCCCUACUUCAGCCCCUGAAGCUGGGGUAAGGGUGGAUGAUGUGGAUUGGUUUUUUUUUACCCCUUCUGUUGAAUGGCUGCAAACACAAACCUGAGUUCUAAUAAAUAAUUGCAAAGUGGAAGCCCCCCGCUACUUUAGACCAGGAAGCCGGGGUGGCGGGGGAGGUUGACGUGGAUUGUUUUUGUUUUACACCUUCUGUUGAGUGGUUGUCAACACAAACUUGAGUUCUGAUAAACAAUUGCAUUUCCCUGACGUCUGUAUUUUGGA